Molecule: messenger RNA, 995 nt
Organism: Phragmites australis (common reed)
Lineage: Eukaryota; Viridiplantae; Streptophyta; Magnoliopsida; Poales; Poaceae
Product: tricin synthase 1-like
Exons: 5
Coding region: 110-859 (249 amino acids)
Molecular function (GO): O-methyltransferase activity; S-adenosylmethionine-dependent methyltransferase activity
Source: RefSeq, a predicted model, not a curated record
AAAUGGAUGGCAGGCGGUCAGGUGUCCAAUCGUUCAGACAUUGCCUUGUUGGAAAGCACGCGUCCCACUUGCAACAGCAUAGCAGGCGAGCAAGACCAACCGUCGGAGGAUGGCCGCCACCGGCGCCGGAGGAGACGGCAAGAGCGCGGCCGCAGGGAGAAGCAUCCACAGCAAGACCCUCCUCAAAAGCGAGCCACUGUACCAGUACAUACUGGAAUCCACCGUGUUCCCUCGCGAACCCGACUGCCUGCGCGAGCUCCGCCUCGCCACCGCCACCCACCCCAUGGCUGUCAUGGCGGCGUCGCCGGACGAGGUGCAGCUGUUCGGGCUCCUGGUCGAGAUGCUCGGCGCCAGGAACGCCAUCGAGGUCGGCGUGUUCACCGGGUACUCUCUGCUUGCCACCGCCCUCGCGCUCCCCGACGAUGGCAAGAUUGUAGCCAUCGACGUUAGCCGUGAGAGCUACGACCAGAUAGGAUCGCCGGUGAUCGAGAGGGCCGGCGUGGCGCACAAGAUCGACUUUCGAGUGGGGCUCGCGCUGCCGGUGCUGGAUCAGUUGGUAGCCGAGGAGGGGAACAAGGGCAAGUUCGACUUCGCGUUCGUGGACGCGGACAAGGUCAACUUCCUCAACUACCACGAGCGGCUGCUGCGUCUGGUCAGGGUCGGGGGCCUCAUCGCCUACGACAACACGCUGUGGGGCGGUUCGGUGGCGGCGUCCCCCGGCGAGCCGCUCUCCGAGCAGGACCGCGCGCUCGCGGCGCUCACCAGGGAUUUCAACGCGGCCAUCGCCGCCGACCGCCGCGUCCACGUGUGCCAGCUUGCCAUCGCCGACGGGCUCACUCUGUGCCGCCGCGUCGCCUGAUCAGCGUUCGGCGCCCGUCCCGGAACGCAAAGCUGUGACUCUGGUCUGGACUGAACGACGGCCACGGUUUGGAAUAAUAAACUGAUGUCGAGCGAGAAUAAAUCGUUGAUGCGCUUGCGCGUGUCUGCGUGUUCAA